AUGGCUCCUCAGUUCUUCAAGGCUCUGACCGUCGCUACGGCUCUCGGCGCCACUCUCGCGGCCGCUCUUCCGCUCCAGCAGAAGCCCACCGUCUGGCACACGACCACCACCGUCAUUGUCAAGACCAUCACCAAGACCGCUACCGUCACCGGCGCCCCAGGACCUGACUACACUGUCCCUCCAGCCUACACCACUCCUGUUGCUCCAACCGUUCCAAGCAACACUCCAGAGGAGCCCAAGUACACUCCGGUUCCUUCGGCCCCAGCCUCGUCUUCCAACACCUACAGUGCUCCUGCUGAGCCUACGUCGAGCUCUGCUCCUGCUCCUCCGCCACCACCACCAACCACCACCCCUACUCCUGCUCCGGAGCCAACGACCCCCACCACUCCUCCACCACCUCCACCAACUACCACUCCACCACCACCACCACCACCGGUCAGCACUCCUCCAGCUACCAAGCCACCAGUCAUCAGCGUUCCACCACUUGGUGGCGGCGGCAGCACCUACACCGGCCCCUGUGGCGCUGGAUCUCCAUGUCUCGGUGAAAUCACUUUCUACGACGGUGGUCUCGGUGCUUGCGGUACCAACAUCGACACUAACGGAGAGGAUGCCAUUGCUCUUCCAAUUGACCUCAUGGGACCUCUCAGCAACACCAACCCAUACUGUGGAAUGCAGGUCCAGAUCUCCUACAAGGGUAAGACCGCCACUGCUACCGUCAAGGACAAGUGUGCCGGAUGUACCGGAAACAACAUCGACAUGACCCGCUUCCUCUUCUACAAGUUCGGUGUUGAGGCUGACGGUCGUAUCCACGAUGUUGAAUGGCACUUCAUCUAA
Messenger RNA from Nannizzia gypsea CBS 118893, 834 nucleotides. RefSeq lists its product as hypothetical. The transcript is spliced from 2 exons. The record is from RefSeq and is a predicted model, not a curated record. Lineage: Eukaryota; Fungi; Ascomycota; Eurotiomycetes; Onygenales; Arthrodermataceae. The coding region runs from base 1 to 834 and encodes 277 amino acids.